Molecule: messenger RNA, 618 nt
Organism: Ornithodoros turicata
Lineage: Eukaryota; Metazoa; Arthropoda; Arachnida; Ixodida; Argasidae
Exons: 4
Coding region: 1-408 (135 amino acids)
Source: RefSeq, a predicted model, not a curated record
AUGAAAGAAGUCCCUGAAAAGGCGGCCCUUGACGAGUACAAUGCUCUGGAGCCAUAUGAAGAACUAGAUCAGUUUCUGGCAUUCGAUCGCUGUCUUAAGCAUGAGAAGGAAAUGAAAAAGUCGUAUUGGGGAACGAACACCAAGGGUGCUACACUGAGACUCCUGCGGCCACUAAUGACUGAUGAUGUGGCCACUGAUUUUAGCUGGAAAGGUGGAAAGGGGAAGAUAAAGUUUUGUUAUCUCCUCUGCUGUGAUGCCGUCUUCCGGUGCAUCAAAUCAAAUCGGCUACUCAAGAAUACGACAGAUUCGGAGAUCGAGUGUCACAUAAAAUCGUGGCUUCGACACGCCAAAGAACGCAUAGACAGAAAGGCCGCUAACAAGGAAAAGCCAACAGCAUCUCAGGUUUGACAUGUGCCACACACAAGGACUGUGACAUUUUUGGUUUAUGUUACAUAUUUUUCCAUCACGCUUCAUUAUCAGUAAUGAAUGCCUGUGCAGUCCUGUACAUCUUUAAGUGUUACAAAAUUCAUGUAUUCAAACUAUGAAGGUUACCUGCAUGCAAUUUUUGCCUGUACAUUCUAUUGCCUGGUGGACGUGUGUGACAUGUUUUGUGACUGU